AUGAAGUUUCCAAGAAUCAAUUGCAAUAUUUCACUUGUUUCAAUACUCAUUUUGUUGUCAGCUUCUUGGACAAUUUCAUAUCCAAUUCAAGAGAGUUUUCUGCUAUGCCUAAAUAAUAAUUCUCAGCCUUCCAUUCCUUUCUCAGCUUUUUGCAGCAAAAACGAUUCUUCAUUUUCUUCACUCCUGCAAUCUUCUGCUCAAAAUCUCAGGUAUUUGGAGCCUUCAAAGCCAAAACCUGAGUUCAUCUUCACACCUUUGCAUGAAUCCCACGUCCAAGGCGCUGUUAUUUGCUCCAGGGAGCUUGGAAUUCACAUGAUAGUCCGCAGUGGAGGCCAUGACUAUGAGGGCCUCUCUUAUGUCUCAGAAAUCGAAACGCCUUUUAUCGUUGUAGACCUGGCGAAGCUUCGAUGCAUUAGCGUUGAUAUUCCUGAUAACAGCGCCUGGAUCCAGGCCGGUGCCACAAUUGGUGAAGUCUACUACAGAAUUUCAGAGAAAAGCAACACUCAUGGUUUUCCUGCUGGUCUUUAUACAAGUUUAGGCGUUGGCGGGCACAUCACCGGAGGUGCUUAUGGCGGCCUGAUGAGAAAAUAUGGCCUUGGAGCUGACAAUGUUAUUGACGCUCAAAUUGUCGAUGUUAAUGGCAGAAUUCUCGACCGAGCAGCCAUGGGAGAAGACCUGUUUUGGGCUAUAAGAGGAGGUGGAGGAGCAAGUUUUGGAGUUAUUCUUUCCUGGAAGAUAAAACUUGUUCCUGUGCCACCAAUUGUGACAGUUUUUACGGUUAACAAAACCCUGGAACAAGGCGCAACAAAGACUCUCUACAGAUGGCAACAGGUUGCGGAUAAACUUGAUGAAAACCUCUUCAUUAGAGUGAUCAUUCAUGUGGCUCCAGUCACGGAUAGCCUGAGAGCUGUCAUAACUAAAUACAACGCCUUGUUUCUCGGCGGAGCUGACAGACUUCUCCAGAUUAUGCAACAGAGUUUCCCCGAAUUGGGUUUAACUCAACAGGAUUGUAUCGAAACGAGCUGGAUUAAAUCGAUGCUUUACAUGGGUGAACAUCCAAGUGACGCCACACCAGAAGUUUUACUUCAGGGAAAGUCUACAUUCAAGAACCAUUUUAAAGCCAAAUCAGACUUUGUCAAAGAACCAAUUCCUGAAACUGCGCUUGAAGGGCUAUGGACAAGGCUACUUCAAGAAGAAAUUCCAUUGAUGAUAUGGAACCCUUAUGGAGGCAUGAUGAGCAAAAUUUCGGAAUCCGAAAUCCCAUUUCCUCACAGACAGGGAACCCUUUUCAAAAUCCAGUAUGUUAGUAUGUGGCAAGAUGGAGGUAAAAAUGCAGAAAGGCACAUAGAUUGGAUUAGGGAGCUUUACCAUUACAUGACUCCUUAUGUGUCAAACCCCAGGACGGCUUAUGUUAAUUACAGGGAUCUUGAUUUGGGGGUGAACAAGAAAAGUAACCCGAGUUUUGCAAAGGCCAAUGCUUGGGGUGCCAUGUAUUUCAAAGAUAAUUUUAAGAGAUUGGUGACAGUGAAAACUAAAGUUGAUCCUGAUAAUUUCUUUAGGCAUGCGCAGAGUAUUCCUCCAGUACGCAAGACAAGGGGGAACUUCUGGAAAGUCUGGAAUCAUAAUUCUGAGUAG
Pistacia vera is the source of this 1635-nucleotide messenger RNA. RefSeq names its product berberine bridge enzyme-like 15. Gene Ontology annotation, molecular function: FAD binding; oxidoreductase activity. The transcript has a single exon. The record is from RefSeq and is a predicted model, not a curated record. NCBI's taxonomy places the organism in Eukaryota, Viridiplantae, Streptophyta, Magnoliopsida, Sapindales, Anacardiaceae. The coding region runs from base 1 to 1635 and encodes 544 amino acids.